AAGCAGAAGGGCCCGACAGAUCAGCGGUGACCCGCGAUUGGAUUGACGCGCUGGAGGUGGACAACGAGUCGUCGUUGUUCACGGAGCUGGAGCGGACGGAGAAAAUGCAGACGAAGAUGGAGACGCAGACGGAGGUGCCCGCCCCCGUCAAGGUGGACUCGCGGGUCUUCGUGCCCACGUUCUCGGUGCGAAUCGACCAGCAGCGAUCCGGGCGUCGGCCUCCAGUCGGACCCAACAGCAACCUGCUCGUGGGUCCGCCCGGCGUCCUGAUGGCCGGGCCGCCACCGCCGUCCCGCGAGGAGCGCGUCGGGAAGUCCAAGCGGAAGACACGCUCGCCCGCGACGAAGCAGCCCGACCCGUCAAUUUCCGACACGCGACGCGCCAGCGCCGCCAAGCGCCAGCGCGUCAAGGGCCGCUUCGUGCGCGACUCGCACGCUUUCGUCUCCAUCACCGCGCUCCAGCAGUGAGUUCCUACCUGAGCGUCCUUUCAAUCUCAAAUGCAUUAGUGUUCCAUCUUC
Messenger RNA from Phytophthora sojae, 518 nucleotides. RefSeq lists its product as hypothetical. NCBI's taxonomy places the organism in Eukaryota, Oomycota, Peronosporomycetes, Peronosporales, Peronosporaceae. The transcript has a single exon. The record is from RefSeq and is a predicted model, not a curated record. Bases 105 to 467 code for a protein of 120 amino acids.